AUGGUCUACGGAAAGACUUGUCAUCUCCCGGUAGAGUUGGAACAUAGAGCACUUUGGGCUCUUAAAUUUUUGAAUUUUGAUACCACUCUAGCCGGCAACAAAAGGAAAGACCAACUCCAUGAAUUGGAGGAAUUGAGGGACCAUGCUUAUCACUCCAACAAGCUCUACAAGGACAAAGCUAAGGCAUACCAUGAUAAGAAAGUCCGCUACAAAAGUUUUCAUGUUGGACAAAUGAUGUUGCUAUUCAAUUUGCGACUUCGGUUGUUUCCCGGUAAGCUUAAAUCAAAAUGGUCGGGACUGUUUAUGGUGAAGGAAGUGCGUGACUAUGGAGCCAUUGUGAUAGAGGACCCCAAGACUAAUGAAAGUUGGAGCGUUAAUGGUCAACGACUCAAGACUUAUCAUGUUGGAGAAUUUGUACGCGAUGUUUGUGUCAUUUCACUUGGUGAUCCUUGA
Vicia villosa (hairy vetch) is the source of this 453-nucleotide messenger RNA. RefSeq lists its product as uncharacterized. Bases 1 to 453 code for a protein of 150 amino acids. NCBI's taxonomy places the organism in Eukaryota, Viridiplantae, Streptophyta, Magnoliopsida, Fabales, Fabaceae. The record is from RefSeq and is a predicted model, not a curated record. The transcript has a single exon.